AUGGUCACCACAUCCCAACAUGCGUCUCCAACACCAUCUAUUCACCCUCUUGAAGUCGUUCCUGACCGCACUGCCAUGUUUCCUGCUCCGCAGGUCGGCCUGCACACACGCACUUCUCUCGGUGACCCGUUUGGCCGACCUCUCUCGAGACCUCUAACACGAUGGAGAGUUAUUAACGGAUAUCCGGUACUACAAUCGCCUUCGAAUGGUGCCAAUCGCUCCACUUUCGCGGACACUAUCCCUGGGACGUCGGGUGGACUUUAUCGAUUCCCUUGGGUCCCAUCAGCCCCCAAAAGAUAUUUAAACCCUGUUAAUACUCUUCCUCAAAGCAUUCUUCAGCGAAUAUUCGACUUCUAUGCGGACAGCCUGCGGCAAGACACCAGUCGUUCGCCAUUCGCAACUCCCGAAACAUUACUCCAAGUCUGCAAAUGCUGGAAAGAUGCAGCAGAAUGUCACGAGAGUAUAUGGACCAAGGUGUAUAUCACUCUUAUCGACGAGCACGACGUUGGGAGAUGGAUACCGCGGAUCAAGAAAUGUUUUGCUCGAGCCCAACUCCUCACAGACAUCAGUAUCCAGGACCAGCGAGAUCUUACUUCCCCCAGAAUAUUGAACACCGGCGCUGAUCUUGACCUCUACCGUCAACUCAAGACCCGAGGGUUUCUUGCCCAUCUUAAGGAUAUCGCUUUACUGACCACCGAGCUUCAUAGUAUUAUCUCACGUUGCAGGUAUAAGGGCUUUCGGCUAUCCAUGCCACCCAGCUUUGUCGAAAUCGUUGAACAACUAGAUGACGAUGCGCGGUUAUUAGCUAGCUCGUUACUCAACAGGAUAUUUCACCUUGAUCUGCGAUUCCUUGAAUCGCUUGAGCUAGAAAAUGUUGCAUGGAUCACGCCCACAGCACGCAAAUUCAACUACCAGCAACUUCCACCUAUAUUCCAAGGACUUAGCAGCCCGCUCAAGGUACUUCGUCUCUACAACUGCUUCCUCCCCAAGAUCCCAAAUCUCGACAAACCGUGCGAGCUCUAUCUCGAACACUGCUUUCAGUGGAACCCAUCGCACAAACAAUGGGAGUCAGUCGGCCAGAUAAGCACCCUGAAUGACCUUGAUGAAGUAAAAGUCUGGAUGGAUUUACAGAAGCUCACUAUCGGUCCUCUCACCGCACGUAUUGCCCCUUUCCACGUUGCAUCCCUCCAUACGUUAGAGAUCAUAGCGUGGUGGGGACAUGAAUCGACAACACUUUCACAUAUUUGA
Messenger RNA from Serendipita indica DSM 11827, 1248 nucleotides. Lineage: Eukaryota; Fungi; Basidiomycota; Agaricomycetes; Sebacinales; Serendipitaceae. The record is from the annotation of a GenBank genome assembly.